Mangifera indica (mango) is the source of this 836-nucleotide messenger RNA. RefSeq names its product protein NDR1-like. The transcript has a single exon. Lineage: Eukaryota; Viridiplantae; Streptophyta; Magnoliopsida; Sapindales; Anacardiaceae. The record is from RefSeq and is a predicted model, not a curated record. The coding region runs from base 100 to 696 and encodes 198 amino acids. Gene Ontology annotation, biological process: defense response to other organism.
UCAGCCUUUUUUUAGCUUAAUAAUAUUGCCUCGCUAGGUAACCAUUUCUCAAUCAAUCCUUGAAAAUAUCUUCCUAACCAUUCCACUAACAUAAUCAUAAUGUGCGAAACGAAGAACUUCUAUCUUUGGCUUCUCCAAAUUAUUGGCCUUUUGGGCCUUCUUGCCCUCUGUUUAUGGCUGGCUUUACGUCCUCAGGAUCCAACCGUCACCGUUAUCGAUCUCUCGGUUCCACCCAUAGAUAAUAGCUCUUCACCAGCCGCUGUUGGGAAUCAAAAUGGUUCCCUCACUUAUAACCUUGAAAUUAAAAAUCCAAACAAAGACUCUGUUAUCUUGUUUGACGAUAUUUUUUUGACAUUUCUCUAUGGCCAGGAUAAAGCUGCAACAGAUAGAAUUUCUUCUUUCAAAUCAGGUAAGGGUAGCACUAUAUACAGAGUUAAUCAUUUGGCUAUUGACGGGCGUGUUUGGAAAGCUAUUCGCAAGGCACUAUCAAAUGAGAUAUCUGAACUAAAAGUGAGGUUUGCAACUGGAAUUCGGUUUAGGACUAUAGGCAUUAAGAGUAAGCAUCAUAGGAGUCACAUUCUGGAAGGUAAAGUGAUGCUUGGUAAGAAUGGGAAGAUCUCAGGUAAGAAGAAGAAGAUUAAGCUAAAGCGUUCAUCCAAGAAAUGGAGAAUAAAGCUGCGUCCUAACUUUAACUGAUAAGAACUGUAAACAUAUAUGUGUUAUCUUAUUGUGUGUUGAGGCCAUACUACUAUGUAUAAUGCUUCCUUUUUUUUUUUAAUUUGUACAUUGUUCGUCAAUAUUGAAUACAAAGAAUCAAAGCAUUUUAAUUCUGUAAA